AUGGCGAAGCAGUACGACGUGCUGUUCCGGCUGCUGCUGAUCGGGGACUCCGGGGUGGGCAAGACCUGCUUGCUCUGUCGCUUCACCGACAACGAGUUCCACUCCUCGCACAUCUCCACCAUCGGUGUUGACUUCAAGAUGAAGACCAUAGAGGUAGAUGGCAUCAAAGUACGGAUACAGAUUUGGGACACAGCAGGGCAGGAGAGAUACCAGACCAUCACAAAGCAGUACUAUCGAAGGGCACAGGGAAUAUUUUUAGUCUAUGACAUCAGCAGUGAGCGCUCCUACCAGCACAUCAUGAAGUGGGUCAGUGAUGUGGAUGAGUAUGCACCAGAAGGGGUCCAGAAGAUUCUAAUAGGGAAUAAGGCUGAUGAAGAGCAGAAGCGGCAGGUGGGAAGAGAGCAAGGGCAGCAGCUGGCCAAGGAGUACGGCAUGGACUUCUAUGAAACAAGUGCCUGCACCAACCUCAACAUUAAAGAGUCUUUCACACGCCUGACGGAGCUGGUGCUGCAGGCCCACAGGAAGGAGCUGGAUGGUCUCCGGACGCGUGCCAGCCACGAGUUGGCAUUGGCAGAGCUGGAAGAGGAAGAGGGCAAACCUGAGGGCCCAGCAAACUCUUCAAAAACCUGCUGGUGCUGAGGGUCCUGUGUGGGGUGCCCCCACCAACUCCCUUCCCUCACGAGGUCUGGGAGAGCAGGGGAGCCUGGGCUCUGCCCACUGCUUUCCUCUCAUUUGGUGACCCUAGCUGCUACUCUCCCCGCCUGGCCCCGAGAGCAGCUCUGCUGUGGUGUCUGAGCAGCCUCUGUCCCCAGCCCCUGGACUCUGGAGCAGUGUCCUUCAGCCUGUUUCCCCAGCCACAGGUCUGUUGCCAGCCCACAGUGUUCUGUAAGCACCGAUUCGCUACCCCAGGCUCCCUGGACGGACAGUGGCUGAGGCUGGAGUCAAGGCCACCCGAAGGCUCCUCCCUUCUCUUCGAGCAUCUUGUCUCCUCUCUGCUUUCUCUCUUCCUCCCACUCCCUCUGGCCCCUUCCCUCUAGUGUGUUCUGUAUGGAGCCACCUCCUUCCCUCUUGCCUAGAUGUCCUGCUGUGGCUGCUACUGCAGCUGCUUCCUUCCUAACCCUGGUUGGAGGAAAUGGACCCAGGCUCAUGGAGAUGUCCAAUCCUCUGCUCCAGAGAAGACGUCCCGCCUUGCUUUGCGGUAGCCCAGAGGCUAAGGGUGCUUCUCCCACCUCCCCUCCCCACUGCCCCUUCUUCUGCCAGAGGCCUGCCUCCCCAUGGCCUGGAAAAGUGGGUCAUUGAGGUAGAAAGAAAACAUCCCUUUGGGGGUUGUCUUACCUCUGUGCUUUCCCCCAUCUGAGCUUUGGCCUUGCUUUGCUGCCUGCCUGCCUCCAGAGAACUGACCUCAGAGGCAGAUUCUUCAAAGAAGAAAAGAAAUGAGGGCGGCAGGGAUCAAAAGUCACCUCCAUUCUCUACCUCCCAUGCAGCGAGUAUACAACCUCUCCACAGGGGCUCCUGAAUUUGAAGUAUGGACCAAGGCACUGGGGCUGGUUAAGCCUCUAGAAGAAGGUGUGCUCAGAAGUGAAGGGCUAGUUCCUCCAUGUCCGGGUCAGAGCCAGUGCAUACAGGCCAGGAAUAGCUUUUUGUUUUGUUUUGAUUUUCAGUGUUGAGGGGAUGUGGCCGUAGCAGGGCCUCCUGGGUUCCUCUUUCCUAUCUUCUGGAAUAAGAGCAUAUCCCUGGACUCUUGGCAGAAGUGAGAAGUGACAUACGCAUGUCACUGUUACACUGAUCCCAGCCUUUAGCAGUCAAAGUUUCUCUGGGUCCCAAAGUUUGUCUAAGGGCAAAGACUUCGUGGGAAGAAGAAAAGGAGGCCGUGGGUAGGUAGACUUGAAGCUGUUCAGUUCCACCUUCAAGACAAAUGCUCUUCUUGUCUUCUUGUCCCUGAAUAGGUCUGAGGGCUUGCCAACUGUACUGUGGCUACUAAGGGAGCGAAUAGGAUGCCCUCUUCCACAAUUCUCUGUUCAGAAGUUUCUUUAACCCUCAGAGGCCCAAGAAUAGCUUGAAUGAAGUCACUUCAAGAAAGACCAAGUUAUCUGGAGACUAGUGGCUCAAGCCUAUAAUCCUAGUAUCUCAGGAGGCUGCAA
Messenger RNA from Dipodomys ordii (Ord's kangaroo rat), 2141 nucleotides. RefSeq names its product RAB15, member RAS oncogene family (gene Rab15). Gene Ontology annotation, biological process: Rab protein signal transduction. Gene Ontology annotation, molecular function: GTPase activity; GTP binding. NCBI's taxonomy places the organism in Eukaryota, Metazoa, Chordata, Mammalia, Rodentia, Heteromyidae. The record is from RefSeq and is a predicted model, not a curated record. The transcript is spliced from 7 exons. Bases 1 to 639 code for a protein of 212 amino acids.